AUGACCUCUUCGGCAAUCAAUCGAACCUCCCAACUUGUUCGCCACCUCUCGACCAUGUCGACCGACGUACUCUCUAAGCCCGGCCUCGUCUUGCUGACAGCCGGUACGCCCAACGGACACAAGGUGUCGGUCUACCUCGAGGAGCUCGUCGAGAUCGGCGCCAUCAAGAGCUACGAGUUCAAGGCGAUCAGCUUUGCCAAGAACGAGCAGAAGGAACCUUGGUGAGUCCUCGGGUCGGGUGAUGAUUUCGACGCUAUCAUCCAGGAAGCUGGUCAUUCUCGAACCGGUAUGGGCGAGCAUGUGCGACAUCAGCUGCCGGAAGUUCCCCACUCUCUCCGGUCUCGGAAGCGACGACGAUGACUGCGAGCCGGAUCGACUCACGAAGAGUAGACUAGGGGGCCUUCAGCUGACCUUGUAGUGUUAUUGGAUGACAGGUUCCUGGAAGUGAACCCGAACGGUCGCAUCCCUGCGCUGAUCGACAACCGCGAGGGCAAGAAGCCGAUCAACGUGUGGGAGUCGGCUUCGAUCCUGCUCUACCUCGCGCGCACGUACGACACCAAAUACGAAUUUCACUUUGAGGACCCUGAUCUCCAGGCCGAGAUGAUGAACUGGAUCUUCUUCGUGUGAGUACUCGUGCCGUUCCGCUUCAUUGUCGCCGGCGCUGCCUCGCGGCUGCCGCCUCGGCGUGGGGCCGGUCCGGCUGCUUACGAAUCCGAGGAGGAUCGAUGACGUGCGAUGGGUAGUGCGCGGACGCAUACAUUCACUGACGGGUGUGUGUCGUGCAUCGAUCAACAGCCAAGGAGGUGUCGGACCUAUGCAAGGUCAAGCCAACCACUUCUUCCGCUACGGUUAGUUGGAUCGGGAUGCCAUGUCUCAUAACACCAGGAGCUAUCGACCCGUGAGAAAGUCAAUCUGACCAAGUCGUGCUGAGCCCCACAUUUACACUUUUCAGCGCCCGAGAAGGUCCCCUGUGAGUUGAUGGUCAGAAGCAACUUGGUACAUGCGAACAUACCGGAAGACUCACACGCUUGUUAACUGUCAAUAGAUGGUAUUAACCGCUACCAGAACGAGACGAAACGCUUGUACUCGGUCUACGAGAAGCAUCUCUCGGAAGGCAACGACUACCUCGUCGGCAACAAGUACAGCAUCGCCGACAUGUGCACCCAGCCCUGGUGAGCCUGUUGCGUAAUAUUCAACUCCCUCCAUGACCCGAUCUGACGCUGUCAUCUGGCCACUGUGCAGGGUUCGCUUGGGUGAAUGGGCCGGCGUCCCGCUCCCCGAGUACCCCAAACUCAACGCCUGGGUCGAACGCAUCGAGGCGCGCGCCGCUACGAACCGCGGCUACAACAUCCCCGAUGAGGACAAGAGGCCCAAGUGGAAGAACAAUCCCGAAGCCGCGGAAAAGAUGGCCAAGGAAGCCUCGAAAUGGGUCAGUGGUAUUCUUUUGAUGGCGCACGGUCCCAAAAGCUCAGAAUCGGAGCUGGAAAAAGUCUGACCGAGUCGACUUGAGUUGAUACAGAUCAUGGCUAACAACGAGAAGGGCAAGGAUGACAAGUAG
This is a messenger RNA of Microbotryum saponariae, 1558 nucleotides long. Lineage: Eukaryota; Fungi; Basidiomycota; Microbotryomycetes; Microbotryales; Microbotryaceae. The record is from the annotation of a GenBank genome assembly.